This is a messenger RNA of Cyclocybe aegerita, 381 nucleotides long. The record is from the annotation of a GenBank genome assembly. Lineage: Eukaryota; Fungi; Basidiomycota; Agaricomycetes; Agaricales; Hemipholiotaceae.
AUGUGGUUCCUACGAUAUCUCACAGCACCGUCGCUUCGGUCUCUGAAUAUUGCAAUACUCCGCCGUGAUCAGGUUGCGUUGGACAACUUCGUGAAGAGGUCGCCCUGCGUUGAAGCCCUUAUUAUUGACGAAAGAUAUGGCGGCGAUUAUUGCUCCUAUAAGGAUGAAGUCCUCAUUUCCGACCUUGAAAUCGUGGAUUAUCUCACAAGCCCAUCGUUGCGCCAUUCCUUGCGUAGGCCUCGAUCUUUUGUACACCAAAAAAAUGAUACUUUCUGUGAUCUAGGAACGGUUGGAUGCUGGCCGGCCGCUGCCGCCUCUGUUGUGCUGGAGGCCGACGUCCUGGCAGCAGAGAUUGGUCGGCUGGUCGGAGGAGUCAGAUGA